Molecule: messenger RNA, 4418 nt
Organism: Pongo pygmaeus (Bornean orangutan)
Lineage: Eukaryota; Metazoa; Chordata; Mammalia; Primates; Hominidae
Gene: SEC14L4
Product: SEC14 like lipid binding 4
Exons: 12
Coding region: 1-1170 (389 amino acids)
Cellular component (GO): cytoplasm
Source: RefSeq, a predicted model, not a curated record
AUGACUACUUCCUCCUGCGCUGGCUGCGAGCUCGAAACUUUGACCUGCAGAAAUCCGAGGACAUGCUCCGAAGGACCCAAGUCCCCCCAGCCCACCUCCUGUCCCCAUGCCCUGAGAGCCUGGCACAUGGAGUUCCGGGAGCAACAAGACCUGGACAACAUUGUCACGUGGCAGCCCCCUGAGGUCAUCCAGCUGUAUGACUCGGGUGGUCUUUGUGGCUACGACUACAAAGGCUGCCCUGUGUACUUCAACAUCAUCGGGUCCCUCGACCCCAAGGGUCUCCUGCUGUCAGCUUCCAAGCAGAAUAUGAUCCGGAAGCGCAUCAAGGUCUGCGAGCUGCUUUUGCGUGAGUGUGAGCUGCAGACUCAGAAGCUGGGCAGGAAGAUCGAGAUGGCGCUGAUGGUGUUUGACAUGGAGGGGCUGAGCCUGAAACACCUAUGGAAUCCAGCUGUGGAGGUCUACCAGCAGUUUUUUAGCAUCCUGGAAGCAAAUUAUCCUGAGACUUUGAAGAACUUAAUUGUUAUUCGAGCCCCCAAACUGUUCCCCGUGGCCUUCAACUUGGUCAAGCCGUUCAUGAGUGAGGAGACACGCAGGAAGAUUGUGAUUCUGGGAGACAACUGGAAGCAGGAGCUGACAAAAUUCAUCAGCCCUGACCAGCUGCCCGUGGAGUUUGGGGGGACCAUGACUGACCCUGAUGGCAACCCCAAGUGCCUGACCAAGAUCAACUAUGGGGGCGAGGUGCCCAAGAGCUACUACCUGUGCAAGCAGGUGAGGCUGCAGUAUGAGCACACGGUGUCCGUGGGCCGCGGCUCCUCCCUGCAGGUGGAGAACGAGAUCCUGUUCCCGGGCUGUGUGCUCAGGUGGCAGUUUGCAUCGGAUGGUGGGGACAUCGGCUUUGGGGUUUUCCUGAAGACCAAGAUGGGGGAGCAGCAGAGGGCUAGGGAGAUGACGGAGGUGUUGCCCAGCCAGCGCUACAACGCCCACAUGGUGCCUGAGGAUGGGAGCCUCACCUGCCUCCAGGCUGGCGUCUAUGUCCUGCGCUUCGACAACACCUACAGUCGGAUGCAUGCCAAGAAGCUCAGCUACACUGUGGAGGUGCUGCUUCCCGACAAGGCCUCUGAGGAGACGCUGCAGAGUCUCAAGGCGAUGAGAACCUCCCCAACACAGUGAAGACCCCAGCCACCUCUACUUGUGCGCUCCAACCCCUUCACACCCACCCCUCUGACCCCUGCCUUCCCAGGCAGGGUGGUGCUGAAGGUGGCUGCAGAGAGCCACUUGUCCCACGUCAGCAUUUCAUCUCAUUGUAGGCUCACCUGGCACAGUGCCCAAGCAGGAAGGGGCCACCAGUACAUAGGCCAUGCUGAAGAUUCAGACAGGAACCUCUUUCCCUGUUCCCAGAGAAAGGGACUGAGAAUGAGAACGCUGAAGAUGAUCCAGUCCACUGAGGAUGGGUCCUGCCUGCAGAAGCUGCCCUUUCAUCCAUCUCGACAAGAUCCAGCCACCCAGGACUCACCCAUGCCUGGUGUUCCAGCUUCAGGUGGUGUGCGUGGCUCCCAGGUCCUGUGGACAUCACAGCUUCAGGCCUGAAGAGCAGAGAAGCCCCAUUCUCUGCAUGUAGGAGGUCAGCAGGGGUGGGCAGGCCCAGCUGGAGGCAGCUGGGUGAGGGUCCUGGUUCCAGCAGAGCACUGGGGCCCAUCCAAGUUAGUUCUGCCACCACUGGAUGGAAAAUUGGAAAUGGGCUGGGCGUGGCGGCUCAUGCCUAUAAUUCCAGCACUUUGGGAGGCCGAGGUGGGCAGAUCAUCUGAGGUCAGGAGCUCGAGACCAGCCUGGGCAAUAUGGUGAAACCCUGUCUCUACUAAAAAUGCAAAAAUUAGCGGGGCGUAGUGGCAUGCGCCUGUAAUCCCAGCUACUCUCAGGAGGUUGAGGCAGGAGAAUCACUUGUACCCAGGAGGUGGAGGUUGUACUGAGCUGAGAUCAUGCCACUGCACUCCAGCCUGGGUGACAGAGCCAGACUCCGUCUCUAAACAAACAAACAAAUAAAUAAAAGAAAAUUGGAAAUGGAGAGGUGGGGCCUGGCAUGGGUAACCAUCAGAGGAAAAAGCCAUGCUCAGCCUUCCAGUUGAAUCUGUAAGGACUGAGUCUCCAGGGAAUUCCCGGUGCCCUCCCCUCCACACCUGCUGUGAUCUUGUCAACAUUUAACUUUGGUUCUCUUGGCAGCUGCACCACUCAUGGGUGCAUAUACAUAGAGUCUGAACAGGUGCUCUGCUGCUAGAAACAGCAAACCAUCUAGAUUAAACUCUUAAAGCCAGUGCCACGAGGCAUUCCUGUUCCAAGUGGGUGUUUGAGGACAUUGGCAAGUAAAAAAAAAAUGGCUGUGCUGGCUCCAAGGAGAUGGCCUAGGCUGUCGGGCAAGAGUCACAGGACAUCCCCAUGUCCAGGGGCUGCCUCUGCAUCGGAGAUGUGACAGGCAUCCCCACUACCCUGUAGCGCUGCGUGGCCACACUGUCUGCUCCUUCCCCAGAUGCAGUGACAUUUGGAGUGCCCAGAGGCACUUGGGCUUCCAUGGCAGGCUGUGGCCAACCGGAGCUGGGAGGACCCUGUGCUAAAUUUCACAAGGCCCACCGGUUGUCAUGAUGGGGGAUUGUAAUGCCUCACUUCAGCUUUGACAUCCUCUGCCUUGACGCCUAAAAACCAGGGGUUCCUAGACUUGAACUCUGAUUCUUGCCCAUGUAACUACCUACAGCCAAUUUUCCAUCAACACAGCCUUGUCUGGUGUCCUUGCAGGUAGCAAGGAUUGCUCUGCCCCAUGCACAAGUGUUUCCUGAGACUCUGAUGACAGGGCUGUGAUCACAAAUAUGGGCUGGCUGGGGGGGUGGCAAACAAAAAUGGGAUCAGGUGCAGGCACUAGUGACUGAAUUGCAGUGAACAGUGGUCGCCUGCAGAGGUGAGAGCGGAAUCUCCUACCAAUUCAGGAGCGGAGGGGCACACUGGGAGCUCAGCAGGGACACAUGUCCUCAGCAACCCCAUUUCCAAUUCUUUUUUUUUUUUUUCUUUUCUUUUCUGAGAUAGAGUCUCUGUUGCCUAGACUGGAGUACAGUGGUGUGAUCUCAGCUCACUGCAAACUUCACCUCCCAGGUUCAAGCAACUCUCCCACCUCAGCCUCUCGAGUAGCUAGGACUACAAACAUGUACCACCACACCUGGCUGAUUUUUGUAUUUUUAGUAGAGAUGGUGUUUCACCAUGUUGGCCAGGCUGGUCUCAAACCCCUGACCUCAAGUGAUCUGCCCGGCUGAGCCUCCCAAAGUGCUGGGAUUACAGGUAUGAGCCACCAUGCCUGGCCUCCAUGUAUAAUUUUUAACACUGUCACGUUUUUACAAAACUGAAAAAAAAAAGUCACCCAGAGAGGGGAAGUGGCUUGCCCAAAGUUUGUUUCUUCAUUUAUUCAUUCACUGAUAUUAAUUUAAUUUAAUUUAAUUUUUUAAAAGUAGAGACAGGCCGGGCACGGUGGCUCACGCCUGUAAUCCCAGCACUUUGGGAGGCCGAGGCGGGCAGAUCACGAGGUCAGGAGAUCGAGACCAUCCUGGCUAACACAGUGAAACCCUGUCUCUACUAAAAAUACAAAAAAUUAGCUGGGCGUGAUGGCGGGCACCUGUAGUCCCAGCUACUCUAGAGGCUGAGGCAGGAGAAUGACGUGAACCCGGGAGGCGGAGCUUGCAGUGAGCCGAGAUCGCGCCACUGCACUCCAGCCUGGGCAACAGAGCGAGACUCCGUCUCAAAAAAAAAAAAUGUAGAGACAGAGGUCUUGCUAUGUUGCCCAGGCUGGUCUGGAACUUCUAGGCUCAAGCCAUCCUCCCUGCCUCAGCUUCCCAAAGUGCUGAGGUCACAGGUGUGAGCCACUGAGCCCAGCCUGCUUUUGGGUGUUUAUUAAGUAUCUGCCCAGCACCAGGCAUGGCAGACUCUGGGGACACCGAGGACCCUGGGCUGACCCAACUGUGUUAACCGGAGGUUUGUGCUCAUGGAGGGAGGGAGGUGGAAGUGACACCAGUGAUCAGUUAUCAAGUGGGUGCAUUGUCACCAUGCAUGCUUGGUUGGGGGCAGGAGCCAAACUCUGGGGGAGCACCCAGCCAAGAAACCUGACAAGGGGUCACGUAUGCUUUGUGCAAGGAGGAGGUGACCCUGAAGGGAGAGCUGUCGGAUGUGCGGGAUGACAGCAGGCGAGCCUUCCAGACAGGAACUGGGGGUGGGCGGCCAGUGGGGCAGGGGUGUCUGAGGCCAAAGGAAAGCUGGAAGGGCUCUCCCAGCCUGGGGCAACGCUGGUAACAACUCACUGGUAUUUCCUGUUUCUUCAUGGACAACUGUGUACACAUUAAAUAGUUAUUAAUAAUUAAUAAAACCAUUUUAUAAUGCCAGUUACAAAA